GUCUCUAUCUGAGAACUAGGCCAGGCCAGUGUAAACAUCUGUUGGCUCUCAGCAGCGGUUACCACCUGUUGAGAGCCAUGACAGAUGGAAAGGGAGCGUAUGUCUCCAACACUUCCAUCUUUGACCGUGCCCCGCCAGUUGUCUUCCCAAAAUAGCCUGCUCUCCCCGGCCUUAUAUGUGCAGGCCUGCAGCGUGUGCCUGCGGAGGCAUCAUGUAUCUGGGCCACACAAUACAGCUUGCUAGCGCAUUGUUUCUGCUAUCCACGAGGCCUCUCUUUCUGUCGGGACGGCUAACCAUGCAUGUCACCCAGCUUAACCACGAGUGUCUCCUCCACCUUUUCUCCUUCCUAGACAAGGAAAACCGGAAGAGUUUGUCCCUUACCUGUCACCCGCUGCGCGAGGUCUUCCUGGACCCCCGCCUCUGGACCGUGCUCCACUUCAGCUCCCCUUGUCAGCUGACCCGGGACAACUUCGUGCUGGGACCCUCGUUACGGUACCUGACGGUCUGCUGGUUCUCGAGCAGGGUCCUGCAGGUUUGCAACAUCGAGGACUGGCUGAAGAGCUCGUUUCAGAAGGACAUCUGCAGCAAGCACGAGAGCCUGGUCUCCACUUUCCUGGCCCAUGUCUGCCACAUGUGUCCCAACCUGCUCUGGCUGUCCCUGUCUGGCUGUGGACACAUCAGCGACCAGGAUGUGAUCUCUGUGCUGCAGAGCUGCAGGAAACUGCGCUGCCUUCUCCUGGAGAACUGUGUCCGCAUCACCGACUGCAGCCUGCAGGGUGUGGCAACACACGGAGAAAGUCUGGUGGAGGUAAAGGUGGACUUCUGCAGGAACGUCACUCAGGCAGGGCUGCAGGCUGUCAAAGAGAAGAGGCCGUGCAUCCAGCUGAGCGCAGAGAGGAGCGCUGAUAUGAUCCCCGACAGCAAGCCUGAGGAGAGGCUGCCACUCAGGAGGACUCUGCAGAAAGUCCUGCAGUUCAUCUGAUAGAAGAGCUGGACCACAAGGAUGGGCAUUUAUUUCAAUGUUUAAUUUAUUUAAAGACUUGACUGUGAAGUAUUUUUGCUCAAAUUGGUGUCUAUUUAUUAGAUGUGUUUUGCACCUAUUUUUUAUAUACUUUUAUACAAUACACAUUGAAUAUGAGUCUUCCUUAAAAAUAAAUGUGCCUUUUUAAGCUGUGUCUGUUCCAUGUUAUCCUAACCAGGGAUAAUUCCAUUCAAUCUCAAAAUUAAAUUUUAGGCUGUGCCUUAAUCCAGAUACUUCAGUAAGUACACUGUGUAUACUAUGUAGCCUACUUACUUGCAUAGUGUGUGCAGUUCAUUAGGGUAUUACAGCGAAGUGAGACACAGCAUUAGGGUAUUCACAGGUUGCCUUAUCAGUAAUUCACCAGCAACAAACAUUGAAAUGCAGCAUUGAUAUGAUUCCAUUCUUAAAGAGUUUGUCACUUGUGCAAAAAUGCUUCUUUGUCAAAGGUUAGUGAGACGAUCAAUACAACUACUGUGGGGGAAACUUCUGUGUAGCAAUGCAGUGGGAGUCACCGACUCAGGAAGGAGACACGGGAUAGAGCU
Molecule: messenger RNA, 1563 nt
Organism: Trematomus bernacchii (emerald rockcod)
Lineage: Eukaryota; Metazoa; Chordata; Actinopteri; Perciformes; Nototheniidae
Gene: fbxl22
Product: F-box and leucine-rich repeat protein 22
Biological process (GO): SCF-dependent proteasomal ubiquitin-dependent protein catabolic process
Cellular component (GO): SCF ubiquitin ligase complex
Molecular function (GO): protein binding
Source: RefSeq, a predicted model, not a curated record